GGCCAAACGGAUACGUCCGUCACGUGAACAGUAGCCGGCCAAUCCGGUUUGAAUCUCCUUUUUUUCCUCUCACCCCCCUCCCCCUUCAGGAGCGGUUGUGCGAUCAGAUCGAUCUAAGAUGGCGACUGUGGAACCGGAAACCACCCCUACUCCAAAUCCCCCACCUACAGAAGAAGAGAAAACAGAAUCCAAUCAGGAGGUUGCUAACCCAGAACACUAUAUUAAACACCCUUUACAGAACAGAUGGGCACUCUGGUUUUUUAAAAAUGAUAAAAGCAAAACUUGGCAAGCAAACCUUCGAUUGAUCUCUAAGUUUGAUACUGUUGAAGACUUUUGGGCUCUGUACAACCAUAUCCAGUUGUCUAGUAAUUUAAUGCCUGGCUGUGACUACUCACUUUUUAAGGAUGGUAUUGAGCCUAUGUGGGAAGAUGAGAAAAACAAACGAGGAGGACGAUGGCUAAUUACACUGAACAAACAGCAGAGACGAAGUGACCUCGAUCGUUUUUGGCUAGAGACACUGCUGUGCCUUAUUGGAGAAUCUUUUGAUGACUACAGUGAUGAUGUAUGUGGAGCUGUUGUUAAUGUUAGAGCUAAAGGUGAUAAAAUAGCAAUAUGGACUACUGAAUGUGAAAACAGAGAAGCUGUUACACAUAUAGGGAGGGUAUACAAGGAAAGGUUAGGACUUCCUCCAAAGAUAGUGAUUGGUUAUCAGUCCCAUGCAGACACAGCUACUAAGAGCGGCUCCACCACUAAAAAUAGGUUUGUUGUUUAAGAAGACACCUUCUGAGUAUUCUCAUAGGAGACUGCGUCAAGCAAUCGAGAUUUGGGAGCUGAACCAAAGCCUCUUCAAAAGCAGAGUGGACUGCAUUUAAAUUUGAUUUCCAUCUAAAUGUUGCUAAGAUAUAAGAGAAGUCUCAUUCGCCUUUGUCUUGUACUUCUGUGUUCAUAUUUUCUUUUUUUUUUGGCUAGAGUGUCCAUUAUCUCAAUCAAAGAAUUACAGUACACAUCAUCCCCAGAAUCCAUAAAUGUGUUCCUGGCCCACUCUGUAAUAGCUUAAUAGAAAUAACCAUUACAGACACAUUUGACCCAUCUACAAUAUUAAAAAAAAGAACUUGCAUUUCUGUACCUUACAAGAGAAUGAUUUUGUUUACGUUCCAUUGUAUGCAGGAGCAUAUUUUGCUGGUUUGAAAGAGUAUGAUGCAUACAGUUUUCUGGCAAUUUUCUUUGAUUCUUUUUACAGCAUUAUCUGUGCUGUACUCUUGCUGAUGGCUGCUAGAUUUUAAUUUAUUUGUUUCCCUACUUGAUAACAUUAGUGAUUCUGAUCUCAGUUUUUCAUUUGUUUUGCUUUAGUUUUUCUUUCUCAUGUAACAUUGGUGAAGGAUCCAGGAAUAUGACACAAAGGUGGAAUAAACAUUAAUUUUGUGCAUUCUUUGGUAAUUUUUUUUUAACUUAAAACUACAAUGCUUUGCUACAAAUUUAUGCAUUUCAUUCAAAUCAGUGAUCUAUGUUUGUGUGAUUUCCUAAACUUAAUUGUGGAUUAUAAAAAAUGUAACAUCAUAAUUACAUUCCUAAUUAGAAUUAGUAUGUCUGUUUUUGUAUCUUUAUGCUGUAUUUUAACACUUUGUAUUACUUAGGUUAUUUUGCUUUGGUUAAAAAAUUGGCUCAAGUAGAAAAGCGGUCCCAUUCAUAUUGAGACAGUGUACAAAACUGUAAAUAAAAUGUGUACAGUGAAUUGUCUUUUAGACAACUAGAAUUGUCCUUUUAUUUCUCCAUCUCUGUAGAAGGAAUUUGUAUUUCUUAUUGCAAGGCAGUCUCUAUUGUGUCUUCUCUUGUAGUGUCUUCCACAUGAAUAGCAGAAGUUUGGAGCAUUAGUUUGGUUAUUUUGUUUAUUUUAAUUUUUAAUAAAUUGAAUAGGUAGCAUCAUAUAUAUGAAAUUAAA
Messenger RNA from Budorcas taxicolor (takin), 1939 nucleotides. RefSeq names its product eukaryotic translation initiation factor 4E (gene EIF4E). Gene Ontology annotation, cellular component: cytoplasm; eukaryotic translation initiation factor 4F complex. The coding region runs from base 119 to 772 and encodes 217 amino acids. NCBI's taxonomy places the organism in Eukaryota, Metazoa, Chordata, Mammalia, Artiodactyla, Bovidae. The transcript has 7 exons. Gene Ontology annotation, biological process: translational initiation. Gene Ontology annotation, molecular function: RNA 7-methylguanosine cap binding; translation initiation factor activity. The record is from RefSeq and is a predicted model, not a curated record.